AUUUGAAGCUUCUGGGAGUCAAUUGGCCCAUCAUGGUUCGAUUACAGGUGGCAAGAUCUGCCCUUCGCCCAUUGGCCUCGACGACAUCAUUGAUCAGCUCCCGGCGACCGCUACAGCUGCAAGCAGCUUCGAUAAGCCUUCCAAUUGACCAGAAGCGAAGAAGCUCCAACAACGACAGCUCCCACCCUCACCCCGCCGCCUUGACUGCGGAUGUGAAGCCAAGGGAUGUUAUGGAAUAUGCCUUGACAACCCUCGACAAGAUCGCAGCCUGGGCUCGCAAUGGCUCCUUCUGGCCAUUGACCUUUGGCCUGGCCUGCUGCGGUAUCGAAAUGAUGCACGUGUCGAUGCCACGGUACGACCAAGAUCGUCUAGGCAUCAUCUUCCGAGCCUCCCCUCGACAAUCCGACGUCAUGAUCGUCGCCGGCACAGUCACGAACAAGAUGGCGACGGCCGUCCGGCUCUGCUACGAUCAGAUGCCAGAGCCCCGCUGGGUCAUCAGCAUGGGGUCAUGCGCCAAUGGCGGAGGGUACUAUCACUACAGCUAUAGCGUCCUUCGAGGUGUCGACAGGAUCCUCCCAGUUGACAUCUAUGUUCCGGGGUGCCCACCGACUGCCGAGGCGCUGAUGUAUGGUGUGUUUCAGUUGCAGAGGAAGAUUCGGAACACGAGGCAGUCGCGCAUCUGGUAUAGGAAGAGGUGAGCGAGGGGGGUUGUGUGUAGGGAGCUAGAUC
Molecule: messenger RNA, 729 nt
Organism: Fusarium vanettenii 77-13-4
Lineage: Eukaryota; Fungi; Ascomycota; Sordariomycetes; Hypocreales; Nectriaceae
Exons: 3
Coding region: 33-698 (221 amino acids)
Biological process (GO): aerobic respiration; mitochondrial respiratory chain complex I assembly; electron transport coupled proton transport
Molecular function (GO): 4 iron, 4 sulfur cluster binding; quinone binding; NADH dehydrogenase (ubiquinone) activity
Source: RefSeq, a predicted model, not a curated record